UUUUUAAAAGUUUAGAUGAAGAAAAAGAUAAGUAGGAUCUUGCAAUAUUCUGGGUCGCUAUUCUUGACAUGUUAAAUACGUAUUUACAAAUGGAGCUUUAAAUAGAUAUUACUUUAUUGAGGAAGCGCUUGUUAUAUAUACUGAUUUGACUAUUUGUGUUUGAAAAUCUGACAUGAUGUGUUUGAAACUACUAGCAUAUGUGGUGCUCUUUAUUCCCUGGUUCCUGGUUCGAGUUUCAAGUCUUAAGAGUAACAAUACUUACAACUUACACCGGACGCUUUUAGAAGAUUACGACGCAGACAUAAGGCCGUGCCUUGAUUGCCCCGAACCAUUGUACAUAUCAAUGGAAUUUCAUUUGACAGCAUUGAAUAAGAUAGACGUGAUCGAGGGAGAACUAAAUACGGUUGGGUAUGUGAGUGUCGUCUGGAUGGAUGGACGACUGGCGUGGGAUCCAGUAUCAACUGGCGUUAGAAGUAUAAUGGUAUCUCCUAAAAAGGUAUGGAAACCACCUAUUAUCCUGGGAAACCCUUCCAAGUCCAUUAGCAAACUAAAUGCAGACGACGCUCUUGCGCGCAUUAUGUACAACGGAAAGGUCAUAUGGAAUCCCGGUGACGUCUUCCGGUCUAGGUGCGAGUAUGACGUCUAUAACUAUCCUUUCGACAGACAGAGAUGUUGGAUUGUGUUCACCCCAUGGUCAUAUCUUGCACAUGAAAUAUCAUUGAAAUCGUCAGCAAAACAUGUAAUGACGUCAUUUUAUCAUGAAAAUGGAGAAUGGAAGUUAGGCACGACUGCUGUGUCAACAUAUGAAAAAGGAGGAAUAUCCGUCAUCCAGUUUGAUAUCAACUUCAUCCGCCGAUCCGAAUUUUUCGUCGUAAAUAUUAUCGUACCAAUUUCAUUUCUAAGCUUCCUAAACUGUCUCUCAUUUGCGAUUCCCAUCCAGUGCGGUGAAAGGCUGUCGUAUUCUGUGACAAUUUUGCUUUCGUUUGCUGUAUUUAUGACAUUGGUAAGCGACAACAUACCGAAGACGUCAGCUCCGAUGUCAUUGCUCUGUUACUGUCUGACGUCACUGUUUUCCGGAAGCGUUCUGAUCAUGGUCUGUGUAAUGCUUAACAUGCGCAUAUUUUACACGGAUCCGUCUACUGAAAUUUCGUCUGCGUAUGUCCAGUUUUCAAAAUUCCUGAAGUGCUGUCAGAAAAAGGAUAUGAAAGCACAUACUAAUAAAGACAAUUCUACGAUCCGCGAAAACGUUGUGAAUGUUUGCACGUGUAACUCUACCGGCCACCAACAGCAAGACCCGUGUGAACAUGUCACAUGGCAGGAUGUUGCAUCCGCUUUCGAUAUAGUAGCAUUUGUAAUUUUUCUCGUAUAUUUCAUCAGCAUUACCGCUGGUUUGAUUUUAUAUACGAAAAGUUGAGUCCUCAUUGGUGAAUAAAAGAAAUAACACAGUCACAUUAAGAAUACAUUAAGUACAUUUUUCUAGUUCUAAAAUACCUAGGUUAACAGAUGUUUAGGUUUGGAAAGGCAUCAAAUACUAUUCAGUAAAACAAGAGAAGAUGAGAUUAGUUACUGUCGUGAAAUGUAGCAGCGGCCCUUAUCGAAGGAGAUCUUCAAUGUUUAUCGACGAGUGAAGUAUUUAUGUGCGUUAUUUUUCAACUGUCAGGUCAUGCAUAUUCAAUGCAUGUAGUCCGGAAACAUACAAUACAAAAGGUACAAUACUGGUUUCCCAGUAGUUUCCGGACCAAAGUAGUUUUCCGGACCUUUUAUAUUUUGUGCUUUACAGACUUUACGCCGUCGUAAAGCAUCUGGGUAACAAUAUCAUAUCAUCUAGACCUGUGUUGCCUUUACAUAGCAGCGAAAACCUAGAGUUACCGAACUUAUUUAUUAUUUGAAUAUCCCGGUUGUUUUAACUUACUUCGAUGUAAUGUUUACACAAGAGAUUGUCAACUGCAGGGGAAUUCCAGUAACAAUGCGCAUGCGCAGAAAUUGAGGUCCCUUGAAGGUAAACAUCAGUCAAUUGAUGCUCCCAUUUACAGACGAUACAGUAAAACAUUCCGACAUUAAUAAAAUAAAACAAUGAAAGUCAGAAAAAA
Molecule: messenger RNA, 2090 nt
Organism: Mercenaria mercenaria
Lineage: Eukaryota; Metazoa; Mollusca; Bivalvia; Venerida; Veneridae
Product: neuronal acetylcholine receptor subunit alpha-3-like
Exons: 2
Coding region: 173-1414 (413 amino acids)
Biological process (GO): regulation of membrane potential; signal transduction; chemical synaptic transmission
Cellular component (GO): synapse; membrane; neuron projection
Molecular function (GO): transmembrane signaling receptor activity; neurotransmitter receptor activity; extracellular ligand-gated monoatomic ion channel activity
Source: RefSeq, a predicted model, not a curated record